Homo sapiens (human) is the source of this 1529-nucleotide messenger RNA. RefSeq names its product aquaporin 5 (gene AQP5). Gene Ontology annotation, biological process: transmembrane transport. Gene Ontology annotation, molecular function: water channel activity; channel activity. NCBI's taxonomy places the organism in Eukaryota, Metazoa, Chordata, Mammalia, Primates, Hominidae. Bases 147 to 815 code for a protein of 222 amino acids. Gene Ontology annotation, cellular component: plasma membrane; membrane; basal plasma membrane. The record is from RefSeq and is a predicted model, not a curated record. The transcript is spliced from 5 exons.
AGGCCGCCAGCCUCGGAGUGGGCGCGGGACAGUGCGCGGCGCCCCGCAGCCAGGCCCCCGCCCCCGCCGCAUCCACCUCCUCCGCCGCCUGCGACCCAACGGGCGCCCCCCGCCGCGGCAGCUGCCGCCGGGCCCCCGCGGCCACCAUGAAGAAGGAGGUGUGCUCCGUGGCCUUCCUCAAGGCCGUGUUCGCAGAGUUCUUGGCCACCCUCAUCUUCGUCUUCUUUGGCCUGGGCUCGGCCCUCAAGUGGCCGUCGGCGCUGCCUACCAUCCUGCAGAUCGCGCUGGCGUUUGGCCUGGCCAUAGGCACGCUGGCCCAGGCCCUGGGACCCGUGAGCGGCGGCCACAUCAACCCCGCCAUCACCCUGGCCCUCUUGGUGGGCAACCAGAUCUCGCUGCUCCGGGCUUUCUUCUACGUGGCGGCCCAGCUGGUGGGCGCCAUUGCCGGGGCUGGCAUCCUCUACGGUGUGGCACCGCUCAAUGCCCGGGGCAAUCUGGCCGUCAACGCGCUCAACAACAACACAACGCAGGGCCAGGCCAUGGUGGUGGAGCUGAUUCUGACCUUCCAGCUGGCACUCUGCAUCUUCGCCUCCACUGACUCCCGCCGCACCAGCCCUGUGGGCUCCCCAGCCCUGUCCAUUGGCCUGUCUGUCACCCUGGGCCACCUUGUCGGAAUCUACUUCACUGGCUGCUCCAUGAACCCAGCCCGCUCUUUUGGCCCUGCGGUGGUCAUGAAUCGGUUCAGCCCCGCUCACUGGGGUCUGCUUCUAUCCCUGCGUGGAGGGGACACGCGCUCUGUUCAUCCGUCUCUCUGAGGACCCACGUGUCCCCUCUGAAGGUUUUCUGGGUAGGGCCCAUCGUGGGGGCGGUCCUGGCUGCCAUCCUUUACUUCUACCUGCUCUUCCCCAACUCCCUGAGCCUGAGUGAGCGUGUGGCCAUCAUCAAAGGCACGUAUGAGCCUGACGAGGACUGGGAGGAGCAGCGGGAAGAGCGGAAGAAGACCAUGGAGCUGACCACCCGCUGACCAGUGUCAGGCAGGGGCCAGCCCCUCAGCCCCUGAGCCAAGGGGGAAAAGAAGAAAAAGUACCUAACACAAGCUUCCUUUUUGCACAACCGGUCCUCUUGGCUGAGGAGGAGGAGCUGGUCACCCUGGCUGCACAGUUAGAGAGGGGAGAAGGAACCCAUGAUGGGACUCCUGGGGUAGGGGCCAGGGGCUGGGGUCUGCUGGGGACAGGUCUCUCUGGGACAGACCUCAGAGAUUGUGAAUGCAGUGCCAAGCUCACAGGCUGCAAGGGCCAGGCCAGAAAAGGGCGGGCCUGCAGCCUGCACCCCCCACCUUCCCCAACCCUUCCUCAAGAGCUGAAGGGAUCCCAGCCCCUAGGUGGGCAGAGGCAGACCCUCCCCAGAGCUCCUUAGGAAGAAGACAGACUGGUUCAUUGAAUGCCGCCUUAUUUAUUUCUGGUGAGGAUGCAUGCGUGGGGCUGCUGGUGUUUAGAGUGGGGGCUACCCAAUAAAUCACUGAUACUCAC